This is a messenger RNA of Mustela lutreola (European mink), 1858 nucleotides long. RefSeq names its product formimidoyltransferase cyclodeaminase (gene FTCD). The record is from RefSeq and is a predicted model, not a curated record. Gene Ontology annotation, molecular function: transferase activity; folic acid binding. NCBI's taxonomy places the organism in Eukaryota, Metazoa, Chordata, Mammalia, Carnivora, Mustelidae. The coding region runs from base 55 to 1680 and encodes 541 amino acids. The transcript has 14 exons.
CCUCCUCCCCUGUGUCCGCCCUGGGAGAGGAGCUCCAGGAUCCAGGCCCAGACCAUGUCGCAGCUGGUGGAAUGUGUCCCCAACUUCUCAGAGGGGAACAACCAGGAGGUGAUUGAUGCCAUCUCCCGCGCCGUGGCGCAGACCCCGGGCUGCGUGCUGCUGGAUGUGGACGCCGGCCCCUCCACCAAUCGCACUGUCUACACGUUCGUGGGGUCACCUGAGGACGUGGUGGAGGGCGCCCUCAAUGCUGCCCGGGCGGCCUUCCGGCUCAUUGACAUGAGCGAGCACAGAGGGGAGCACCCUCGGAUGGGCGCCCUGGACGUAUGCCCCUUUGUCCCUGUGAGAGGCGUCAGCAUGGACGACUGUGUGCUCUGUGCCCAGGCCUUCGGCCAGCGGCUGGCGGAGGAGCUGGCUGUGCCAGUGUACCUGUACGGGGAGGCGGCGCGGACAGCCAGUCGCCGGACCCUGCCGGCCAUCCGGGCUGGGGAGUAUGAGGCCCUCCCUGAGAAGCUCAAGCAGGCCGAAUGGGCACCCGACUUCGGCCCCAGCUCUUUCGUCCCCAGCUGGGGGGCCACUGUCACGGGGGCGCGGAAGUUCCUCAUUGCGUUCAACAUCAACCUGCUCAGCACCAAGGAGCAGGCCCACCGCAUCGCCCUCAACCUUCGGGAGCAGGGCCGUGGGAACGACAAGCCAGGACGCCUGAAAAAGGUUCAGGGCAUUGGCUGGUACCUGGAUGAGAAGAACGUGGCCCAAGUGUCCACAAAUCUCUUGGACUUUGAGGUCACAGCACUGCAUACCGUCUACGAGGAGACCUGCAGAGAAGCCCAGGAGCUGAGCCUUCCGGUGGUGGGCUCCCAGCUGGUGGGCUUGGUGCCUUUGAAGGCCCUCCUGGAUGCUGCUGCCUUCUACUGCGAGAAGGAGAACCUCUUCCUCCUGGAGGAGGAGCACCGCAUCAGGCUGGUGGUGAGCCGGCUGGGCCUGGACUCUCUGUCCCCCUUCAACCCUAAGGAGCGGAUCAUCGAGUACCUGGUCCCCGAGGGCGGGCCUGGGCAGAGCCUGGCGGACAAGCCCCUGCGUGCCUUUGUGCGUGAGGUGGGUGCCCGCUCCGCGGCCCCAGGGGGCGGCUCCGUGGCAGCAGCCUGCGCAGCCAUGGGCGCCGCGCUGGCCUCCAUGGCCGGCCUCAUGACCUACGGGCGCCGCCAGUUCGAGCACCUGGACGCGACCAUGCGGCGUCUGAUCCCGCCCUUGCACGCGGCCGCGGCCGAGCUGACCGCGCUGGUGGACGUCGACGCCCGGGCCUUCCAGGCCUACCUGGAAGCAACAAAGCUGCCCAAGAGCACACCUGAGGAAAGGGACAGGCGUGCGGCUGCCCUGCAGGAGGGGCUGAGGCGGGCGGUCGCCGUGCCCCUGGCGCUGGCAGAGACGGUGGCCUCGCUGUGGCCGGCGCUGCAGGAGCUGGCCCUGUGUGGGAACCUGGCCUGCCGGUCGGACCUGCAGGUGGCGGCCAAGGCCCUGGAGACGGGCAUGUUUGGGGCUUAUUUCAACGUGCUCAUCAACCUGAAGGACGUCACUGACGACGCGUUCAAGGACCAGACCCGCCGGCGCAUCUCCAGCCUCCUGCAGGAAGCCAAGACCCAGGCAGCGCUGGUGCUGGAGAGCCUGGAGGCCCGGCAGGAGUGACGGCAGGCGGGGAGACUGCGUGGACUCUGCAGCCCUCGGUGUCCCCCCCUUUCUGGAAGCCUCCACACAUGGUCCCUCUGGGGCCCAGAGUGGGCGGAGGCAGGGGUUGGGGUCCCCUUGGGGUGGCAGGUUCACCCCUUGUCACUUGCUGCUUUUAGUAAAGUCAUGACCCACCGGU